This is a messenger RNA of Notechis scutatus (mainland tiger snake), 9800 nucleotides long. The record is from RefSeq and is a predicted model, not a curated record. NCBI's taxonomy places the organism in Eukaryota, Metazoa, Chordata, Lepidosauria, Squamata, Elapidae.
GUGGAGGAGGCAAAGCGGGCUGAAGGGCAGAGCCAGCGAGCGAGGAGGAAGGCGGACGGGCGAGCGAGCGGAGCGCUGGAUGUGGCGGCCCCCGUGGCAAGAGGCGCAGAAGCGGCGGCGGCGGCGGCAGCAGCAGCAGCAGCAGCAGCGGCUCCCGUCCGGCUGGGAGAGCCUCUGCUGAGCGCCCUGGGUUAGCCAAGGAAGGAAGGAAGGAAAGAAAGAAAGGAAAAGAAAGAAGGAAGGAAGGAAGGCAAGAAAGAAGGAGCCGGGCGUGGAGCGAGCCCUUUGCAGCGGCGCGGGCGCGAUCCCAGGGCGAGGGGCAGCCGUGCGGAGCUUGCAAGGCAGGACCGGAGGAGGAGAAGGAGAAGGAGGCAGCCCCGCCGCUCCAGCAUCCCCGCCGCCGCCGAGAUGCGGCUGGGCAGAUUGCUCGUGACCGUCGCCUGGGGCUUCGCCGGGCUGCUGCUCGCCUCGCCUUCCCCGGGCGAUGGGAUCGCCGAGGGCAGCCUGAGAACCGCGGAGGGCGCCGCUGCCGCCGCCGCCUCCUCUUUCGCCUUCGCCGCUGCCAAGGAGACCAACAGCCGGGCCAGCAGAGCCAAGCGAAGAGGGCAAGCGGGAGGCGCCGCCGGGCACGACGCGCUGAAAGGACCUAACGUAUGUGGAUCACGUUACAAUGCAUAUUGCUGUCCUGGGUGGAAAACUUUACCUGGUGGAAAUCAAUGUAUUGUCCCGAUUUGCAGACAUUCCUGUGGAGAUGGAUUUUGCUCAAGGCCAAACAUGUGCACGUGUCCAAAUGGCCAGAUUUCUCCAUCCUGCGGCUCAAAAUCAGUGCAACACUGCAACAUCAGGUGCAUGAAUGGCGGGACGUGCAGUGAUGAUCAUUGCCUCUGUCAAAAGGGAUACACCGGAACACACUGUGGACAGCCUGUCUGUGAAAAUGGAUGUCUUAAUGGAGGAAGAUGUGUGGCCCCAAACAGAUGUGCUUGCACAUAUGGCUUCACGGGACCUCAGUGUGAAAGAGAUUACAGGACGGGGCCCUGCUUCACCUUGGUGACCAACCAGAUGUGCCAGGGGCAGCUCAGCGGGAUCGUGUGCACGAAAACCCUCUGCUGCGCAACGGUGGGCCGAGCAUGGGGUCACCCUUGUGAAAUGUGUCCAGCCCAGCCUAGUCCUUGCCGAAGGGGAUUCAUCCCAAACAUCCGAACAGGAGCUUGCCAAGAUGUGGAUGAAUGCCAAGCUAUCCCUGGGAUUUGUCAAGGAGGAAAUUGCAUUAAUACAGUUGGAUCUUUUGAGUGCAAAUGCCCAGCUGGACACAAGUUUAAUGAAGUGACACAGAAAUGUGAUGAUAUCGAUGAAUGCAGCACCAUUCUUGGCAUCUGCGAAGGGGGAGAAUGUUCUAACACUAUCAGCAGCUACUUUUGCAAAUGUCCCUCUGGAUAUGCCACAACCGCAGAUGGCACUGGCUGCAUUGACGUACGCCCGGGGUAUUGCUUUACUUCUCUCACCAACGGCCGUUGCAACAAUCAACUCCAGCAAGUGCUCACCAAAACCCAGUGCUGUUGUGACUCUGGACGAUGUUGGUCUCCGGGAGCUACCACUGCCCCAGAAAUGUGCCCCAUUCGUGCUACAGAUGAGUUCCGUAAAUUAUGUAUAUAUGGGAGUUUGCCAGCAGGGAGGCCGGACAGGCCCACUUUCCCAAGACCACCCAUUGGUUUUCCACCUGACAUCUUCCCACCGCCAGUGUUUCCACCAGAUGGGGUUCUGCCUUCUCGGAGACCUCCACCUGUUGCCUCAGUUAAUGUCACUCAAGCCAACUUAUGCCAGGUAUAUCAAAAUCUUUGUAUUAAUGGACGCUGCAUCCCAACCCCUGGAAGUUACCGCUGUGAAUGCAAGAAAGGGUUUGAAUUGGACCUUAGAGGCGAAUGCAUAGAUGUGGAUGAAUGUGAAAGGAAUCCAUGCGUUGGUGGUGACUGUGUGAAUACACAGGGUUCCUAUAUAUGCAAGUGUCGUGCUGGAUAUCAGAGUACCCUGAUGAGAACAGAAUGCCGAGAUAUCGACGAAUGUUUGCAGAACGGCCGGAUAUGUAACAACGGACGAUGCAUUAACACUGAUGGCAGCUUCCACUGUGUUUGCAAUGCUGGCUUUCACGUGUCAGCUGAUGGAAGGAACUGUGAAGAUAUGGAUGAAUGCAGCAUACGAAACAUGUGUCUGAAUGGGAUGUGCAUCAAUGAAGAUGGAAGUUUUAAGUGUAUUUGCAAGCCUGGUUUCCAGUUAGCAGCAGAUGGACGUUACUGCAGAGAUAUUGAUGAAUGUGAGACACCAGGAAUAUGCAUGAACGGACGCUGUGUCAACACCGACGGUUCUUUCAAAUGCGAAUGCUUCCCUGGUCUCGCAGUUGGGCUGGAUGGACGUGUGUGUGUCGAUACGCACAUGCGAAGCACAUGCUAUGGGGAAUACAGAAGGGGCCAGUGCGUUAAACCCUUAUUUGGUGCAGUCACAAAGUCCGAAUGCUGCUGUGCGAGCACAGAUUUUGCCUUUGGAGAGCCUUGCCAACCGUGUCCUGCGCAAAACUCAGAGGAAUAUGAAAGUCUUUGUCCCAGUGGACCAGGAAUUACAGCAUCAGGAAAUGAUAUCAAUGAAUGUGCAUUGGAUCCUGACAUAUGUCCCAAUGGAAAAUGUGAAAAUCUGCGUGGAACAUACAAAUGCGUAUGUAACAUUGGAUAUGAGGUGGAUUCAACUGGGAAAAUCUGUUUAGACAUUGAUGAAUGUGCCGUGAAUAGGUUGCUCUGUGACAACGGACAGUGCAGGAACACACCUGGGAGUUUCACGUGCACCUGUCCCAAGGGAUUUGUAUUCAAACCUGACCUACAAACAUGUGAAGAUAUCAACGAAUGCGAAUCCAGCCCCUGCAUUAACGGAGUGUGUAAAAAUACCCUGGGAUCUUUCGUCUGUGAAUGUUCUCCCGAAAGUAGUUUGGAUACCACAAAAACCAUCUGCAUUGAGACAGUCAAAGGCACCUGUUGGCAGACCAUCGUGAAUGGGAGGUGUGAAAUAAAUAUCAACGGGGCCACGUUGAAAUCCCAGUGCUGUUCCUCGCUGGGUGCUGCUUGGGGCAGUCCCUGUGUCCCGUGCGAGAAAGAUCCAAUAUGUUCAAGGGGAUAUUCAAGGAUAAGAGGAAAUCAGUGUGAAGAUGUCAAUGAGUGUCAAGUGUUUCCUGGGGUAUGUACCAAUGGCCAAUGCGUCAACACUUUGGGAUCCUUCAUAUGUCAGUGUCCCAAUGGAAUGAUUUUGGAUGCAACUGGACGAAGAUGUAUUGAUAUUCGCUUGGAGUCCUGCUAUUUGAAACACGAUGAUGAAGAUUGCACCUCACCCAUCGGAGGACGACACCGGCUGGAUGCUUGCUGUUGCUCUGUUGGGGCCGCCUGGGGACCGGACUGUGAUGAAUGUCCCAUAAGAUCCACCCCUGAGUAUGAAGCUCUCUGCCCAAGGGGACCGGGAUUUUCCACCAGGGGAGAGGUUAUAAAUGGGAAGCCUUUCUAUAAAGAUAUCAACGAAUGCAAAAUGAUUCCAAGAUUGUGCACCUAUGGAAAAUGUAGAAACACCAUUGGCAGCUUCCGGUGUAAAUGCGACAGUGGGUUUGCACUUGAUUCUGAUGAGAGGAACUGUACAGAUAUAGAUGAAUGUCGCAUUUCUCCUGAUCUUUGUGGCCAAGGAAUUUGCGUCAAUACUCCAGGAGACUUCCACUGUGAAUGCUUCGAGGGCUACGAAAGUGGAUUUAUGAUGAUGAAAAACUGUAUGGAUAUCGAUGAAUGCGAACGAAACCCCUUGUUGUGCAGAGGGGGCAUUUGCCACAAUACUGAAGGAAGCUACAAGUGUGAAUGUCCUCCCGGCCAUCAGUUGGAUACCAACAUUUCUGCCUGCACAGACAUCAACGAAUGUGACCUGAGUCUAAAUCUAUGCAGAAACGGACAUUGUGUCAACCUGAUAGGAAAAUAUCAAUGUGCUUGUAACCCUGGAUAUCAGUCUACACCGGACAGACUCUUUUGCGUUGAUAUUGAUGAAUGCAGCAUAAUGAAUGGCGGUUGUGACACGUACUGUACGAAUUCAGAAGGCAGCUAUGAAUGUAGCUGUAGACCCGGUUUUGCGCUAAUGCCAGAUCACAGAACUUGCACUGAUAUUGAUGAGUGUGAAAACAAUCCGAACAUCUGUGAUGGUGGCCAAUGCACUAACAUCCCUGGAGAAUACAGGUGUCUUUGCUAUGAAGGCUUCAUGACAUCCGAAGACAUGAAGACCUGCCUAGAUGUUAACGAAUGUGAACUGCAUCCAAACAUCUGCCUGAGCGGAAGCUGUGAGAAUACAAAAGGUUCUUUCAUCUGUCAUUGUGAAAUAGGUUAUUCUGGAAAGAAAGGGACCACAGGUUGCACAGAUAUAAAUGAGUGUGAAAUCGGCACUGACAACUGUGACCGGAACGCUAUUUGUACAAACACAGCUGGUAGCUUUAAAUGUGGCUGCAAACCAGGCUGGCUUGGAGAUGGGAUCAAGUGUGUAGAUCUGGAUGAAUGUGCCAAUGCCACACACCAGUGCAGUCCACAUGCGGAUUGCAAGAACACAGCGGGAUCAUAUCGUUGCUUAUGUAAAGAAGGCUAUACCGGGACUGGGUUUACCUGUACAGAUAUUGAUGAAUGUUCUGAAAAUGUCAACCUCUGUGAAAAUGGUCAGUGUCUAAACGCUCCUGGGGGUUACCGUUGUGAGUGUGAUAUGGGAUUUUUGCCAAGCAUCGAUGGAAAAGCUUGUGAAGAUAUUGAUGAGUGCUCCCUUUCCAACAUCUGCGUCUUUGGAACAUGUCACAAUCUUCCUGGCCUCUUCCGGUGUCAGUGUGAGACAGGAUACGAAUUGGACAGAAGUGGCGGGAACUGCACAGAUAUCAAUGAAUGUGCAGAUCCCACAACAUGUAUCAGUGGCACUUGCCUCAACAUCCCAGGCAGUUACACCUGUGAAUGUCCCCCAGAUUUUGAACUGAACCCAACUCGUGUUGGCUGUGUGGAUACACGCUCUGGCUACUGUUAUUUGGAAAUUAAACCUCGAGGAGAUAAUGGUGAUACAGCUUGCAGUAACGAAAUUGGCAUUGGUGUUUCCAAGGCUUCUUGCUGUUGUUCCCUUGGUAAAGCUUGGGGCAUUCCUUGUGAACAGUGUCCAGCUGUGAAUUCAACUGAUUACAAGCUAUUGUGUCCAGGAGGAGAAGGAUUUCGACCCAAUCCCAUUACUGUCAUUUUGGAAGAUAUUGAUGAGUGUCAAGAACUCCCUGGACUUUGUCAAGGAGGACAAUGCAUCAAUUCAUUUGGUAGCUUUCAGUGCCAGUGUCCAUCUGGGUACUAUUUGAAUGAAGAGACACGAGUAUGUGAUGAUGUUGAUGAAUGUGCCACCGGAAAUGGACAUUUGUGCAGAAAUGGCCAAUGUAUUAACACUGUUGGGUCUUUUGAAUGCCUUUGCAACGAGGGCUAUGAGAUGUCACCUGACAGAAGGCUUUGUAUUGAUAUCAAUGAGUGUGCACUAGAUCCUGGUAAAUGUGCUCCUGGUACAUGUCAGAAUCUGGAUGGAACUUAUAGGUGCAUCUGUCCUCCUGGAUAUGCCUUAGAAGAGGACAAGUGUAUUGAUAUUGAUGAAUGUAAAGAAGAAGCAGAUCUAUGUGUCUUGGGCACGUGUAGUAAUACUCUAGGUAGUUUUGUUUGCUUAUGCCCUGAAGGUUUUAUAGUGACCACUAAUGGACGAAGAUGUCAGGAUCUGAGGGUGAGCUACUGCUUCACUAAAUUUGAAGAUGGAAAAUGUUUGGUCCCCAAGUCCCGGAACCAUUCUAAGCAAGAAUGCUGUUGCAACAUGCAAGGGCAAGGAUGGGGCGAUCCCUGUGAACUUUGUCCAGAGGAAAAAGAUGAAGCUUAUAAGCAAAUUUGUCCAUUCGGAGUUGGCAUUCUGGUUGGUCCAGGAGGCGAGCGCAUUGACGCGGAUGAGUGUCAAGAUCCAGACAACUGUAAGAACGGACAGUGCAUCAACACCGAUGGCUCCUUCCGUUGUGAAUGUCCUUUUGGCUACCUGCUGCAAGGGUCUGAAUGUAUUGACAUUGAUGAAUGUGUCGUUGGAACUCCGUGUGGAAAUGGAACGUGUAAGAACAUCAUUGGAAGUUUUGAAUGCACUUGUGAAGAAGGUUUUGAGCCAGGACCCAUGGUGACAUGCGAAGAUGUGAACGAAUGCGCUCAGAAUCCUCUCCUCUGCGCCUUCCGAUGUGUGAACACCUAUGGCUCAUAUGAAUGCAAAUGUCCCGCAGGCUAUGUGCUCAGAGAAGACAAGCGAAUGUGCAAAGAUCAGAACGAAUGUGAAGAAGGAAUUCAUGACUGUGACUCAAAGCAAAUGACAUGUAAAAACCUGAUCGGUACAUAUAUGUGCAUAUGUGGUCCAGGAUUUCAGCGUAGACCAGAUGGUGAAGGUUGCAUAGAUGAAAAUGAGUGCCAAGUGAAACCUGGGUUGUGUGAAAACGGACGGUGUAUAAAUACGCACGGAAGCUACCGAUGUGAAUGUGAAGAUGGUUUCCUUGUCAACGAAGCCCAGAAUGAAUGUCUAGACAUCAGAGAAGGCUACUGCUUCACCGAAAUCUUACACAACAUGUGCCAGCUCGGAUCGAGCAGCAGGAAUCCGGUGACCAAAUCCGAGUGCUGCUGUGAUGGCGGGCGAGGAUGGGGCCCCAAUUGCGAGAUCUGCCCGUUCCAUGGCACCAUUGCAUUUAAGAAGCUUUGUCCAUACGGCCGUGGACUGACCACUACCGGAGAAGAUAUUGAUGAGUGCAAGGUGAUUUAUGACGUUUGUCGGAAUGGAGAGUGUGUCAAUGAGAGAGGAACGUACCAUUGCACCUGCAAGGAAGGCUACACCACCGAUGUAAUGGGCACACUUUGUAUAGAUCUGAAUGAGUGUAACCUGUCUCCAAAGCCUUGCAAUUUUAUUUGCAAAAAUACAGAGGGGAGCUAUCAGUGCUCGUGUCCGAAAGGAUACAUCUUGCAGGAAGAUGGCAGAAGCUGCAAAGAUCUUGAUGAAUGUGCAACCAAGCAACACAACUGCCAGUUUCUUUGUGUCAACACUAUUGGGGGCUUUACUUGUAAAUGUCCUUCUGGCUUUACUCAACACCAUUCAGCAUGCAUUGAUAACAAUGAAUGUGCCACUGACAUCAACCUUUGCGGAUCAAAGGGAGUUUGUCAAAAUACUCCUGGAAGUUUCAAAUGUGAAUGUCAGCGGGGCUUUUCCCUGGACCAGACUGGUGCUGCCUGCGAAGAUGUCGACGAGUGUGAUGGAAAUCACCGAUGCCAGCAUGGUUGCCAGAAUAUAAUUGGAGGAUACAGGUGUAGCUGCCCACAAGGGUAUCUCCAACAUUAUCAGUGGAACCAAUGUGUUGAUGAAAACGAAUGUCUCAGUUCUCACAUCUGCGGUGGAGCAUCUUGCCACAACACGUUGGGAAGUUACAAGUGCAUGUGCCCCACUGGAUAUAAUUUUGAACAGUUCAGUGGGCAAUGCCAGGAUGUAAAUGAGUGUGGGUCAUCACAAGCUCCGUGCAGCUACGGUUGCUCCAAUACAGAAGGUGGUUAUGUCUGCGGAUGCCCACCAGGGUACUUCCGAAUAGGACAAGGACACUGCGUGGCUGGAAUGGGGCUGGGGAAAGGUCAGAACCACGAACUACCAGUCAGCGGUGAAAUGGAUGAUAGCGCUCUUUCUCCAGAAGCCUGCUAUGAUUGUAAAAUCAAUGGCUAUCCGAAAAGGGGAAGGAAACGGCGAGGCCUGAAUGAAACCAACGCCCUGGAUACAGAGAGUCAGCUGGGGAUAGAGACAGCUGUCAAUCUGGCCAGCUGGGACCUUGAAAAACCAGCUGUCUUAUCUUACAACAUCUCCGACCUUAACAACAAGGAUCGCCUCUUGGAACUGAUCCCCGCUCUCACAACCCUGACAAACCACAACCGAUAUUUAGUAGACCACGGGAACGAAGACGGUUUCUUUAGGAUAAAUCAGAAAGAAGGCGUCAGCUACCUUCAUUUAGCUAAAAAGAAACCAGCGCCUGGAAUAUAUUCACUACAGAUCAGUAGCAUCCCACUCUACAAAAGGAAGGAACUCCUUCAAUUUGAAGAUAAGCAUGACCAAGACUACCUCAGUGGGGAGCUAGGAGACAGCCUGAGAAUGAGAAUUGAGAUUGUGCUUCAUUAAUUCACCCACCAGAGACCAAAAAUUAUGAAAGCCAAAGAUAGCUAGGGUGAGACUUGAAUGUUUUAUUCCUCAGUAAAAGUUCUCCAUAUCGCAGGAACGAGCUGUCAUGUAUUUCCCUUGGACACAUGAGCACUAUUCCAGUUUGAUGUAAGUAAAAGGUACAGGGAGGAAACCGUAGCUCACAACCAUCAUUUUUCUCAGGCUUCUUGUAAGUGUAGCUACUUUGGAGAUACUGAAUCUUGAAUUUCGGGACUGCUGUUGGAAGGUGGUCACAGAUGCCAAGCCAAUGUCUGAUCAGCACAGGUGCCAAGAGUUGCAAGACCACAAAUCCGUCAAUAGAGUCUUCUUCUUUUCUUCUUCUUUUCUUUUUAAAUCUUAAGAUCCGCUUCUCCAGCUACAUCUUACUAGGUCAGCCAUUUCUGUAAUCAAUUUGGUGCUAGAAACAAUGUCCAACCUAGAUUUUUAUAAAUGCACUGUAAUAUAUACACAAUUUAGAAGCCAAAGAAAUUGCCAUUACUCAGUCUUAACUACAUCAAUCAACCCCAAUUUAGCUCAGUAGUUUAUCUCAGUUAUAUCUAUAAUACAGUACAUGUAAAUUAAGGUGUGUGUAUACUGUAACCAUGCUAUUCUUAUCCAUGAAGCAUUUGUAAACUAGAAUAAUAAUACCCUUCAUGCAAGGGUUUAUAAUGGUGCUUAUAAGACCAACUACUUAACUGUGUACACAAACUUGGUGAUGAAAUUUUCUGUGACAAUCAUAAUGCACUGAGGUCAGCAAAGACCAUUCACAACUAACCCAGAGUCACUUGACACAGUGCCAUCCAGUUAUGCUGUGACAUAAUGUAACACAUGUCCAAUAAUACCUAUCUUGACUCAUAUCUACAGGGGUUCAAUGUCAAAAAGUCACAAUAAAACCAUUCUUUUUUUAGUUCAUUCCGUGGAUUCAUAUUCUUGCUAAACUUGCACCAGUCCAGGCAAUAUAUAUAUAUAUAUAUAUUUAUAUAUAUAUACAGGUAUGUUCAGGAAAAAAAAACUCUAUACUGGGAGAAAACUGGGACAUUAUGAUCUAUAGCCUACAUUUGACCCCUAUGCAUUUCUCUGUAGUCACAAUCUCCUAUUUUUUACAAAUCUUGAAUAGUCACUUUUAUACUUACAUUGAAAUAUAAUUAUUAAUAAAAGAGCUACAAAACCCACCCGGACAAUUCACAGUUUUUAGUUUGAUUGUGGGGUGAGAUUGAUUGAGAAAAAAAAGAACUUGGAAAUUCAAUCAUUGUAGAAACGUCUGUAGCCAUGCGUAGGAUGGAGUUUCUUGUAUUGAGGGAGAAAACAGAGAAACUCUUGUAACUAAAAUACAGCCACUAAUUGAGCAAAUUAAAAUUAAUUCUAAAUUGGAAAAUAAUGUGAUGCAUUCUCUUAUAAGCUGCAAUCCAACCUUUUCAAAGUUUUUGUUAAUGUUUUUGUCCAAAUUAACACGUUAAGAACUACCAUCGUAGUAUUCUAAUGUAUGAUCAAAUUAUUUCAAAACUGAUAUUAUCCAACCAGCUAAAAUGUCAGCUGUUGUAUUUCUGUUG